AUGUCGUCGUUUGGCUCAUACAACUUUGGGGUCGAGUUAGAGCUCAUUGCGGAGCCAAAACGAGUACGGCACCCUCUACUUCGUGCUGUCUACUACGAAGAGCUGGCAACAUCAUUGAGAUACGAUGGCGCGGCAGCAGAAGCAGACAAGCUCAACCAGCGAUACCGAAAGCGUCCAGAGCACUACGAUAAGUGGUGGAUUACAAAGGAUGGAUCGUUGGGAGAUCCUGAGCAUCCGUGCAUUCCCCUGGAGGCUGUCUCAUCUAUACUCUCCACUGACUACACAUGGGAGAACGAUGUGGACACUUUCUGGAACGCUUGGGACCGUGUGUUCCAUAUGCCAGAGUCAUCCAUUGCUUGCGGUAGCCAUGUCCACGUAUCGCCAUCACCAGAGAUGGAAUUCGACCUGAGCCAACUUCGUAAUAUUGCCUUUGGUGUCGUCUACUAUGAGCCGCUGGUCAUUCGCUUGCUUCCAUCCCAUCGUCAGAACAGGAAGUACUGCAGGCCUAACACGCUGCGAUCCGGACCACUAUAUGACCUCAUGUCAAGUUUCCACGAGGAAGCAGCACUCAGAGAGCUAUGGGAUGCGCUCAAUGAUGACAUUGACGAAGAAGACAUCAGAGACCUUAUGCAGUCUGGCCCAGAGCCGAAAGAUGAGAGAUAUGUUCUCUGGAACUUUGACAACAUCUUUGGGAAUCGUUCUGGCAGCAUCGAAUUUCGAGGAGCGCCAGGUUUGAGAGGCCCUGUUAAGACGAAGAGGUGGAUAUCCUUUGUUGUCGCUUUCAUCCAUAUGUGCACGAAUCUGGAUGCCGCAUCAUGGAGCUACUUCACAAGGCCAAGUAUGGAUAGGUUCUGGAGGGACUUGCGUAGGUCUGCGCAGGCAGUCAGUGUUAAAGAGAACCUUCCAUCGGACUGGAGAGUCAUGGCAGGGUUGGUCAGCGGUAGGUCCUACGAAGAAUCUGCUGUUGAUAACUUCAGCGAUUCAGGCUAUGGUGAUGACUCAUCUAUCAUGGGCAAGUCGGACUCUGAAUAUUCCGACUCUGAGUACAGUGACGGAGAAUAUGAAGCCCUGCAGCAGGAGUUAAUCCGGGAGAGGGAGCAUCGUUGCACAAUUCUUUAG
Messenger RNA from Fusarium subglutinans, 1119 nucleotides. RefSeq names its product swim zinc finger domain protein. The transcript is spliced from 4 exons. The record is from RefSeq and is a predicted model, not a curated record. NCBI's taxonomy places the organism in Eukaryota, Fungi, Ascomycota, Sordariomycetes, Hypocreales, Nectriaceae. Bases 1 to 1119 code for a protein of 372 amino acids.